CUGGGCCGGCCUCGCAUAGUUUUUGAAUUUUGAUUUCUUUAAAAAGGGAUCUUUAAGCAAAGAAAAACCGGCCGAAAACGACACCGUCUGAGCAGAAAUGGUGAGAGGGCUGCAAGGAGGAGGCCAAAACCUCCCCGGCGACGUGUUACAGGUGAUCGAUCAGCUUGAGCGGCAUUGCUUGGCCCCCGAUGGAUCUCUGGUUUCCAAAUCCGCUAACUACGACCUCCAACUCGCGAGAGAGGAGAUGUCCCGAGAGAGGUUGCGGUACCUGGAGGCUAUGGCAAUUUACUGUGAAGCAAUUGCUAUGGUGGAAGAGUAUCAACAGGCUGUUUCUGUGGCUAAUCUUGGAGGGAUUCGAGAUGUCCAAGGGCUGUACCCGCAACUUGGAUUGAAGAGCUCUUCUCAGGUUUAUGAGACUCUAGAGCAUCGGUUGGUUGUUGCAGAAGCCGCUCAGAGAUUGAGGCUUCCUCUUAUAUCAAAAGAUGGGGAGAUUCACGAGAAAGAAAUUGAAAAGUGGAGUAUAAUGUCAAGGAGUUCCUUUGAUAGUACAAGUACCAGCUUUACAAUCAGCUCAAGUUCUAAUUCAAUAAAUUAUACAAAUAGUUCAGCAAACGGCACUUCUGGUGCAACAAGUAAUGCUCUUUCUGGCAGUACUAACGAUUCAGUGGAACCUGGAGUUGGGGGUGUCCCUAAUCGUUUUCUUGGUAUUACCCCUGCAUAUUUAUGGCAGACUCAGCUCCAACAAACACCAUCAUCCAAGGACAUGACUGAGUACCAGAUGUCCCUGUCGCGUGAAAUUGACUCUCGUUUGAAGGCUAAGUGCGAUAAAUUAGCGGAUGCCUUUGUUGAUGACAUUGACUCAUCACAUGGCAAUCAAAAUUCAACUGCUUGGCUUCCAGAAAGAGUUAAAUUGAUAAUUGAGGAGAUUGAAAGGGAAGAAACAGCUUUGCAAGAGGAUCUUUAUUCAGCAGAUAGAAAAUUUGCAGAAUAUUACAAUGUUUUGGAGCAGAUAUUGGGAGUGCUCAUCAAACUUGUCAAAGAUCUGAAGUUGCAACAUCAACAUGACUAUGAUGAAAUGCAGAAGACUUGGCUGUGCAAGAGAUGUGAGACCAUGAAUGCAAAAUUAAGGGUUCUGGAACAUGUUCUUCUGCUUGAAACUUAUACUCAAGAGUCAAUACCAGCCCUACACAAAAUAAGGAAAUAUCUAUUAGAGGCUACAGAAGAAGCCUCAAUGGCAUACAACAAAGCGGUCACACGUCUUCGUGAGUAUCAAGGCGUGGAUCCACACUUUGAUAACAUUGCAAGGCAGUACCAUGACAUCGUAAAGAAACUGGAAAACAUGCAAUGGACAAUCCAUCAAGUUGAAAUGGACCUCAAACGGUUACCAGAUCACCCAAGCUCUUAAGGCUUCAAUUUCGUUUUGUUUUAAUUAGCUGAAGUUCCAUUCUUUUUUGAUAUUCAAGGAAUUUCAUCUCCAGUCUGUUUGCUUGUUGUGUGUAAUAGCAGAUGUAAAUGACAAUGACUAUUGUGUUGAUUAACAGUAAGAUUUUCCAGAUACCGAUUGGUCGAAUUAUGUGGUGAACUCUUGUACAUUAGGAUAACAUUGGGAGGGGGUGAUGGAAGCUUUCAAUUCAUUACAAUGUAAGGCAGACUCUCCUGCCAAAUGGGCUGCUGUUAGAAGAUUGUCUACCAGCAUUUCCAGUUACAUAUUUCAGGAGAUUCAUCUUGGGUUGUAUAAUGGUCAAGUUCCUUCUUAUCAUAAUUUAAUUUUGGCCGUUA
Messenger RNA from Tripterygium wilfordii, 1779 nucleotides. RefSeq names its product AUGMIN subunit 4. The transcript has 13 exons. Gene Ontology annotation, biological process: spindle assembly. Gene Ontology annotation, cellular component: HAUS complex. Bases 98 to 1405 code for a protein of 435 amino acids. Gene Ontology annotation, molecular function: microtubule minus-end binding. The record is from RefSeq and is a predicted model, not a curated record. Lineage: Eukaryota; Viridiplantae; Streptophyta; Magnoliopsida; Celastrales; Celastraceae.